This is a messenger RNA of Musa acuminata AAA Group (dessert banana), 1755 nucleotides long. RefSeq lists its product as uncharacterized. The transcript has a single exon. NCBI's taxonomy places the organism in Eukaryota, Viridiplantae, Streptophyta, Magnoliopsida, Zingiberales, Musaceae. The record is from RefSeq and is a predicted model, not a curated record. The coding region runs from base 591 to 1463 and encodes 290 amino acids.
UACAGGUGCAUUUAAUGCGAUGGUAUUUUAUGUGUGAGCUCGUACGUGCAGAUCACAAUGAAGUGCCGACGUGGAACGGAGUGGGGGGAGGGGCCUACAGGGGGCUUCACGUGAACCCAUAUGGAUAUAAUGCAUGAACCAUGUAGUGGCGCACAAUCCCCGAACUAUAUCAUGUUUGAUGUCGGAAGUCCAGCAUUUUGCGGUGCUGAUAUGGAUUAUAUAAUGAUAAUACAGAUAAUUUCCAUGUCACUUAAGAAUGUUAUUAUAUACAUUGGAAAAUUGCACGAGUAGCAUUUUUUUAAUAUUUUCGGGUAUUAGAUAAAAAUAUAUAUAUAUUAUCAGGAAAUUCUGAAAAUGAGGUUUCAGAAUUAGAUAAAAAUAAUAAUAAUAUUUUUCUCGUAAGUUCGUCCGAUUAUAUCGUAUCAUAUAUAAAACGGUUUCAGAAACCGUUACAAUCACCGUUAUGUCAAGGAAACAAUGGUCACAUGGACUCAUCUGGUAUCGGUACAGUUCACAGUUCGGCGUGCACAGACCUCUCCACAGCCUCCUAAAAUAUGUCGCUACCUCUUCUGGUUUCGUGAGCCAAGGAGAUGAUGAGGCCUGCGGGCGCCAUGGUGCCGUCGAGCCCCGGCCGGGAGAAGCUCCCAGUGCCGGGACUCGCCCGGAUCCUGGCCGGCAUUGGCAGCCGGAGCCGCGGCCGGCCUGCCGCCCGCUCCGUCCCUAUGUUCAGCUCCCGUAACAAGAGCGUCGGCCGCUCGUCUUCGGUGGCGACGCAGGUAGCCGUGGCGGCGGCAGCGGUGGGGGAGGAAGGGGAGCCUUGCUCGCCGAAGGUGACUUGCAUCGGUCAGGUUCGAAUCCGGAACAAGAAGUCGGCGUCGCAGUCCAGAACGCGUCAGCCGAAGGAUAUGGCGCCUUGUCAGUGCUUCCACAAGGCGUUGCUCUGCAGUCUUCUUCCUGCUCGGAAGAAGCCCAAGGGUGGGGGCGACGGCCGGUCGCUGUGGCGAAGGUGGGCGUCGCUGGGCGGCCGAUCGGGCAGGUACCAACGGCGGGAACCGGAUUCGCCCAAAGCACCGCCGUUGGAGUUCAUCAUAAUAAAGGCAGACGGGGAAGACGAAGAAGAGGAGCACGAGGAAGACGCACGGUUGUUCGCAGCCGCGAGGCCCCCGAAGAAUGCGCUCCUGCUGAUGAGAUGCCGCUCGGCGCCGCACAAUAGCGAGUCCUCGCUCGCCACCACCGCCCGCUACGCGGCCUCCCCCCUUCCGGAGCCCAAACCAGGCGAAGUGAGGAAGCAGAAGAAGAAGAAAAAGACCAACGAGAGGUUGAGCAGCCCGGCGGCAGCAGAGUUGGCAGAAGAUGAAGACGAGGAGGAGGAGGAGGGAACAGGGUCGGAAUCACAGCGGCCACUGGUGCUGACGCGAAGCAGGUCGGAGCCGGGGAGGAGGAGGAGGAGGUCGGCGGCGUAGGCAUCAAGCAAGCACGAGGUGUUCCCAUCUGUCGUGUUCCGUUCCUCUGUUCCUGUCCAUUUCUGGUUGCCUCGUAGUUUUCUUUCUCGGUGUUUGCUGGCUGAUGGGAUCCGAUGUAUGAAACGGUAGUUUGUAUAUUCCAACAUAAAAGAGUGUUUUUGGAAGCUAUGAUUUCUUUCCUUCCUUUCACCCUCGAUAUCUCAUCGUCUGUGAAGGUUGAAGCAGAUACACUUGCAGGGGAAUCUGAAACCCUCAGUGGCCGUCACUCUCUGACACCGACAGGACGAAGGGA